This is a messenger RNA of Dalotia coriaria, 478 nucleotides long. RefSeq lists its product as uncharacterized. The transcript has 2 exons. Bases 24 to 374 code for a protein of 116 amino acids. Lineage: Eukaryota; Metazoa; Arthropoda; Insecta; Coleoptera; Staphylinidae. The record is from RefSeq and is a predicted model, not a curated record.
AAAAAAGUUGUAUAAAAACUGGGAUGAUACUGACUACAAUCAUCAGUUUACUGACAUUCACCGACCAACCAGUCAAAAAACCAAUCAACAAAAUGGCAUUCAAACUUACCAUUGCUCUGGCCCUCUUCGCCGUUAUCUACGCAGCCCAAGCUACUCCUUUGACUAAUCUUCUGGGUGAUCUUCCUCUUGGUGGUGGCCAGGCGUCAUCAUCUACACCAGCCAGUACCGAUUCAUCCGUCUCAACCACCGCAGCCAGUACUUCUCCACUUGGUGGUCUUGAUGACCUCUUAAAUUUAAUAGCCCCAGUACUCGCCAUAUUGGAAAGCCUGUUGGCUGCUUUGAAGGGUGCAACCUCGGGUGUGGGUGGUAUCUGAGUAGAUCUAUCAAAUGUUUAAGUCAUCGUUUUUCCUUGUUUUUCUGCCAUUUGCACAAUUGUAAUGAUUAAUUCUUAAUAAACUAUAUACGAGCAUCUAAAUAA